Helobdella robusta is the source of this 579-nucleotide messenger RNA. RefSeq lists its product as hypothetical. Lineage: Eukaryota; Metazoa; Annelida; Clitellata; Rhynchobdellida; Glossiphoniidae. The transcript has 5 exons. Bases 1 to 579 code for a protein of 192 amino acids. The record is from RefSeq and is a predicted model, not a curated record.
AUGUCCUCGAGACAUUUUUUCGAACAAGCAGAACCGGGAGACAUCAACGACUUUUUUGUUGGCUUCUGCGUCGAGGUGCAAAAAAUGCUGGGGAAGCCUGAUUUAGAUAUGAAACAUGAAGAUCUGUACUUAGACAACAGAAAAUUAUUCAAAAUUAUUAUUAAGUAUGGAUCGCUUUGCGUUCGAAGCCAGUCACUGCACUGCCAGGAUCAAAUGUACUUCACGCUUAACCGUUUCACUGCCCAGAUAACCUGGAUGCCAGAAAUCAAUCCAAACCGAAUUCCCGACGGAUUACGAAACAAGUUUGGUUCCAUUGAAUCUCCAACUUAUUUAUCAGUACAAUGUGACGAGUCACUGACCCUGACACUGCCAAUCACGAAUGAGGACGAUGACGGUGACAAUAACGUGACACUCGAACUCAAACACAUAUUUAACCCUCUGGCAAUGGUGACAGGAACGUUCAAGUACAAGAAUGGUUUUUAUUCAGUGGCACCUGGCGGGAGCAAAACGAGCCAGGAAGCAACUGACGCGUUGACGUUCUCAUUCCAUGGAUCUGUACAUUUGGUCGAGAAGAAGUAA